CAUCCAGUUAGAAGCCAUUGUAUUAGUAGGGACUGUAGCCGCAUCUUUACAGUUAUAACGUACAGUUACGUGUUAAACCGUUUUUAAUCCGUGAGUGUUAACACCCGAGCAGCGUAAUUAUAGAUUUGAACAGUAAACUAGAGUCUGUUGUCGAGGAAGUAAAGGAAAACAAGAAAUUCACGAAGGUCUAACGACGACUGUAUUUUUCAUCCGGGACGUUAAGAUCGGCGGAGGAAUUCAUCCGACUCCGCAGACAUCGGAAGAGGGGAAAAAAAAAGCGCCGCCUAAUUCCGCACCAAUUGGUUAUUUCCUUCAGAUAUCUUCGUUUUACAGUCCGCGUUUGGGUUUUUCUCUUAGGUCUGUGCGCUUAAUUUAGAUGGCAAGCUUUCCAGACUCUGUCAACGAAAAUGAUAUAGGUAAGGCUAAGUUCAUCGGUGAACUCGUGGUGCCUGUUGCUCCCUUCGACCAGAAGUCUGGGCGGGAGGCUUGGACAGUAGCCUUUGCACCCAAUGGUUCCUACUUUGCUUGGUCUCAGGGGCAUCGCAUCGUCAGGCUCAUUCCCUGGACAAAAUGCCUGAAGGACUUUUCGAUGGGCCAGUGUGGGGAGGGCACGAAUGCCUCAAGCCCCCGGCGUCUGUCCCGGCAGAACAGCGACGGCGGCAAGCUGAUCCCAGCGUCGAGCGAGCCCUGCGAACGCACCAUCGACUGCGGUGACAUCGUUUGGGGCCUGGCCUUCGGGUCCUCUGUGCCGGAGAAGCAGAGUCGCUGCGUCAACAUCGAGUGGCACCGCUUCAAAUUCGGCCAGGACCAGCUGCUACUGGCAACGGGCCUCAACAACGGUCGCAUCAAGAUCUGGGAUGUUUACACUGGAAAACUGUUGCUGAAUCUGAUGGACCACACUGAUGUGGUGCGAGACUUGACCUUUGCCCCUGACGGCAGCCUCAUGCUGGUCUCUGCAUCCAGAGAUAAGACCCUCCGUGUGUGGGACCUCAAAGAUGAUGGUAACAUGGUGAAGGUUUUGCGGGGGCAUCACAACUGGGUGUACUGCAGUGCCUUCUCCCCCGACUCCUCCAUCUUGUGCUCAGUUGGCGCCGGCAAAGCAGUGUUUCUAUGGAACAUGGAUAAGUACACGUUGAUCCGGAAGCUGGAGGGGCACCACAAUGACGUGGUGUCCUGUGAGUUUUCACCGGAUGGGGCACUGUUGGCCACUGCCUCUUACGACACCAGGGUCAUUGUAUGGGACCACCACAAGGCCACCAUCCUGCUGGAACUGGGACAUCUCUUCCCUCCUCCUUCACCCAUUUUUGCUGGAGGGGCAAAUGACCGCUGGGUUCGCUCUGUGAGCUUCUGCCCUGACGGCCGCCACAUUGCCAGCAUCACUGAUGACAGGCUGGUUCGUUUCUGGAGCAUCGAGGAAAGGGCCCCUCAGGCCAUCGCCCCUCUCUCUAAUGGCCUCUGUUGUGCCUUCUCUGCUGAGGGAAGUGUCCUUGCUGCUGGGACUCGUGAUGGUAGCGUGCACUUCUGGGAGUGUCCUCGUAGCGUUGCCAGUCUGCAGCACAUGAGCAGGAUGGCUCUCCGCCGGGUCAUGACCACCCAGCAGGUAGAGGCUCUGGCCAUUCCAACGCCGCUCCGCGACUACCUGACAUACAAAGUCAUCUAAAAACCACCUCAGCUACCCACCCACCACCCCCAGCUGCACAUGCCACAGCAGCAGUAUGCUGAAAAACCAAUGAGUCCCUUAUUUUCUGAAAGGUAUUUUGGAAAACACUUUUUCAUACAACUGUGAUGGAUAAAUGGAUGUGAUCGGGACAGGAGGAAAAGAAUUUAAAAUUUCACUGAAUCCCCAGAGACACGUCCACAUCUCAAACCCCCCACCACCACCACCAAAUCCACCUAGAGCAGGAUAUUAUGUUUUAUCAUACAUAUUUAUUUUUGUAAGUGAUUUUGAAUAAAUCGAAUGUGCUGGGGCCGUUGCUCCAUCCAUACCUGUAAGGUUAAAGUACUUCUGGAGCCUCCUGUCCCCCUCCAUCAUAUCAGUGUGGUACCUGUAACUGCUCAGCUCCUCGUCCGGCUGGCUCCCCCUCUCUCUACCAGGUUCAGUAAACGCUUCGUCUUUCCCUCUGACCUGAAACGGCUGUUGCACUUGAUGUAAGAAGCUUUGCAGUGGUGUUUGCUCUUAAUGUCAGGUUUGCAAGUGGGUGAGCCUAAGGGAAGAGACGUGGGGUGUGUAACGGACGCGGAGUUUUUGAAGGCCAAUCCUCCGAUCUGUGAACUGCUGAUACUGUGGACUAUAUAUUAUACUGUGGAAUUUGUACAUUAUUGUCACGACAUAAAAGAAAAACAAAAAUCAAGCCGUUACCGUCCUCUCAAAGAUUUUGAAUAUUUGUCUGAAACAGUAUUAACACCAUCAUGGCACUUAUCACUGAAACCCAGACUUCUUUUAUGUGGGUAAUCAGUAGUUUUUAUUUCCAAUGUAUCAGCCCUGAAAUGAUCCAUACAGUAUGUGACCUUGACUCAUUUCAUUUCUGCUGUUUGGUCACACCAGAAACAGAGUUUCACCACUAACCGUUAAGCACAACAUUACCGAGUACAAUAACAAAAAAACAUUUCACUAUUAAGGUCACAUCAAUACAUCAGUUGACAUUAGCUAGUUGCUAAUGAUAAUGCUAAUGCUAAACUGAGGUAAGGAAAUGCAAAAGACAUUUCUUAAAGUUAGUUUACAAAACUACCUUUUAAGUUAGUAAGUUUUGCUUACAGUUAUGUAAGCAAAACUUACAUAACUGUAAGUUUUGAUAAUGCUACAUGGCUACAUUGCUAACAUUAGCAUUAACGGCGGUUUACUUACCAGUCUAGAAGAAAGGUUAAGAGUUUAACAUCAAACUUCA
Seriola dumerili (greater amberjack) is the source of this 2885-nucleotide messenger RNA. It is a transcript of the gene wsb1, whose product is annotated as WD repeat and SOCS box containing 1. Lineage: Eukaryota; Metazoa; Chordata; Actinopteri; Carangiformes; Carangidae. Bases 377 to 1660 code for a protein of 427 amino acids. Gene Ontology annotation, biological process: intracellular signal transduction. The transcript is spliced from 9 exons. The record is from RefSeq and is a predicted model, not a curated record. Gene Ontology annotation, molecular function: protein binding.